Molecule: messenger RNA, 1113 nt
Organism: Perkinsus marinus ATCC 50983
Lineage: Eukaryota; Perkinsozoa; Perkinsida; Perkinsidae
Product: cathepsin D precursor, putative
Exons: 1
Coding region: 1-1113 (370 amino acids)
Biological process (GO): proteolysis
Molecular function (GO): aspartic-type endopeptidase activity
Source: RefSeq, a predicted model, not a curated record
AUGCUGAUCCAACUACUCACUCUCAUUAAUAUAUUCGCCAAAUUAGAAGUUGUUCGAGGAGCGGUUCUCAAGCUCGACGUGCGCUCUACAUUGAUGCCUCCUUACGGUAAUGGCUUGUUCCAUAUUCUGCUCGCCGAAGGAGGUCAGAAGAUUUAUGCUCUCGUUGACACUGGGUCAGAUUCCUUCUUCCUCAACUGGAAGGACUGGUUCGAUCGAGUGAGUGAAGUCCCCUGCCUCAAUUGGCCCAUGGGAUGUUACAAAUGCUUGGAGCCUUGUUCUCCGGGUGCAGUGACGAAAACUGUUAUCUUCGAGGACGAUCAAAUGGUAAAGUAUUUUCAGCAUAAGGCGACACUAACCCUCGGCCCGGUGUCGCAAGCCUUCAUUUUCGGACUGACUUUUGACCAGGAACCUCCCGUCGCUGAAGAAGCUGCGAUCAGUGUGAUGGGUUUUCAUAAAGAUAAGGGAGAUGUGAACUUCCCAUCUUUGAUGAAGCAGUUGCAAUCAUCACAAACUAUAAAUAACAACAUCUUUGCUAUCUACUUGUUUCCACCCGCCGAUCACGAAGACCCCUCAACUGAAGGCGCUCUACUUCUGGGUGGGGGUGAUCCUGCGUUAUAUCAGCAUCCACUACAGUAUGUCAAGCUCACUUCGGAAAGUCACUAUUAUGUGAAUGCUGUUGAUCUACAAGUUGGUGAUGCUUCCAGUACUAUCGAAGUUAAUAUGGACGUCCGCCUUGACACUGGAGCCAACUAUUUCUCUAUCCCAGAAGCUCACUACGACCGAUUAAUGAAGGAAAUCAAAGCUCACACUAGCAAUGCCGCAGGCGUGGAUGUUCACUUCGAGCCCGAUGGAGACAUUUGGCUGAUGCCUUGUGAGUACUUGGCCAAAUUACCACCUUUAAGAUUUGGGCUGGGAUCUAAAGGGGCACCGGUCCACUUCACGAUAACUUACAUGAACUACGCCGAGAAUUACUACGGUACGUGUUACCUCGUCGUUGAGAGAGGAAACGCGGAAAAUAUCAUCACAUUCCCCGAUCGUAUGCUCAUUGGGAACUAUUUUCAGUUUGAGCCGGAUAGAGUCGGACUCAGCAAGUUAGCAUCAUCAUCUGCUUGA